This is a messenger RNA of Fonsecaea pedrosoi CBS 271.37, 1872 nucleotides long. RefSeq lists its product as uncharacterized. Gene Ontology annotation, molecular function: metalloendopeptidase activity. The record is from RefSeq and is a predicted model, not a curated record. The transcript has 2 exons. Gene Ontology annotation, biological process: proteolysis. Lineage: Eukaryota; Fungi; Ascomycota; Eurotiomycetes; Chaetothyriales; Herpotrichiellaceae. The coding region runs from base 1 to 1872 and encodes 623 amino acids.
AUGCGCCUUCUUCAGAAUCUCGCUACGGGCGUUGCAUCAUGUCUGUUGCUGUUGUUUGCGAGCACGGCCGAUGCACACUCUCGAUCACGGAAUCCUUUAAAUUACCUAUCAUUAAUUGAAAACCCUCGAAUACAAACACCAUCACAAAGGGUGCACUGUACAUCCAGCUUCGACUUGACUUUCGACCUACAUCAGAGCACAGAACAUGUUCGACUGAGCCUGGAGCCGAACAAUGACAUAAUUCACGAAGACUCUUACAUUGAAUAUAUCGACAAAUAUGGCAACAUCAGACACGUUGAGAAAAUGCAGCGUGAGGAACACAAGAUUUACCAGGGUAAGGCUUUUCUGGUUAACGACGACGGAGUAAACCGACAUGUCGGCUGGGCUCGAAUUGCUAUCAGGCGCGAUGGCGUCAAGCCUCUCUUUGAGGGUGCUUUCACUGUCAUGGGCAACCACCACAACGUCCAAUUGAAGUCAAACUACAUGGCCACCAAGCACGAGCUUGAUCCCGAACUGGAAGAAGAUGAAGAUGAGUAUAUGGCUGUCUGGCGUGAUUCGGACGUCAGUCGGCAGUCUCAUACGGAACUGAGACGGAGCGCGGGCCUGACCUGUGCUUCUGACAAGUUGGAGUUCAAUACUCAUCCAGACCAUCCCAUCUACCGCGACUUGAUGCUCAAACGUGACGAUGGCUUCUGGGGAGACAUGGGCGCCAUGUCAAUUGCCAAUAUGUUUGAAAAACGUCAGAGCAACAUCGAUGGCGGCGGGGUGGGCUCAGGCAAUUCAGCGGGAGUCAAUCUGGCUUCUACCAUCGGUAGUACCGCAGGCUGUCCAACCACUCGCAAAGUCGCCUUGGUCGGCGUCGCUACCGAUUGUACAUAUACCGCGAGCUUCAACUCAACCGACACCCUGCGACAAAACGUUAUUAGCUUGGUCAAUACUGCCUCUGAGUUGUACCAAUCUACGUUCAACAUCACUCUCGGUCUCCGCAAUCUGACUGUUUCCGACGGCGAAUGUCCAGGGACACCAAGCACUCAGACGGCGUGGAAUGUAGGUUGCUCAAGCAGCACCGAUAUAACACAACGGCUCAACCUCUUCUCUUCAUGGCGUGGUCAACGAGGAGACGACAAUGCUUACUGGUCUCUCUUCACCACUUGUAACACUGGAGCUGAAGUCGGCCUGGCCUGGCUUGGACAAUUGUGCAAUCACGGUUCCACUUCACAGCAAGACACUAGUGGCAACUCUCAGAGUGUCACUGGCGCAAAUGUCAUCGCGAAAACAUCUAGUGAGUGGCAAGUAUUUGCUCACGAGAGCGGACAUACUUUUGGAGCCGUCCACGAUUGUGAUUCCAGCACUUGCGGCGAUUCUAACGUUGUCAACUCUGGCCAAUGCUGCCCACUGUCCUCCAGCACUUGCGAUGCUAAUGCUCAAUACAUGAUGAAUCCCUUCUCUUCACCAGACAUUACGGCAACCAGUGCGGAAAUGGUAUUGUUGAGGAAGGUGAAGACUGUGAUUGUGGUGGCACCGAAUCUUGUGCUGGGAACAGCUGCUGCAACCCCACAACUUGCAAAUUCAAUACAGGCGCAGUUUGCGACCCCAGCAACGAGGGCUGUUGUACGACGACUUGCCAGUUCGCUUCUGUUGGGACUGUCUGCCGAGCUAGCACUGGUCAAUGUGAUCCUGCCGAGACAUGCUCUGGCACCAAUGGAACAUGCCCUACAGACACCACCGCACCCGACGGGACUGACUGUGGCAGUGGGCUUGAAUGUGCCAGUGGCCAGUGCACGAGUCGAGACCUCCAGUGCAAGACUCUCAUGGGUAGCUACACGAGCGACAAUGACACCUAUGCUUGCAACAGCCAAACCUGCAGUUUGA